AUGUCCACUCCAAAAUCCUUCACUCUUACCUUCACAGGCGACGUAAUGCUCGGCCGCCUGAUCGACCAACUAAUGCCAAAGCACGUCACCAACGAGCAGGACGAACGCGUCGUCAAAACUUUCAUAGAAGCCCACCCAACCUUUUUCUCAAAAGGAAACUACACACCCACUUCGCCAUGGGGCACAGCCCUCCGCAUCCUCCACUCCUCGACCCUAGCAUGCAUCAACCUCGAAACAGCCGUGACAACAGCCCCAACCCCAUGGCCCAACAAGGCAUUCAACUACCGCAUGCACCCAGCAAACCUAGGUCCCAUCCUACACGCCGGCGGUGUCGACUACGCCAGUCUCGCCAAUAACCACACCCUCGACUUCGGCAUAUCGGGUCUCACCGAGACUUUACAAACACUACAAUCGGCGAAUAUCGCCCACGCAGGCGCGGGCGAAACAGCCGAUGGCGCGCGCAAGCCCGCAGUGCUAUAUUUGCCCAGGGCCUCAGAGCCCAUAGAACAAAGCCAACACCGCCACACAGUGCAUAUAUACUCAGCCACCGACCACCCGCACGCAUGGAUCAGUGUGCCGGGAUUCAAUCUGUUCGACUACACGCGCGACACGCGCGCUCGGCUGCGGGAAAUGCUCGUUGGCGCUGAGGCGACGAAGCCUGCGUUGAAGGUGUUUUCGGUGCACUGGGGGCCGAAUUACGCUUGGCAUCCGGAUGCGCGGGUUACGUCGCUUGCGCAUUUCUUGGUUGAUGAGUGUGGGGUUGAUAUUGUGCAUGGGCAUUCGUCGCAUCAUGUUCAGGGCGUGGAGGUUUAUCGUGGGAAGCUUAUUAUCUAUGGUUGUGGGGACUUUGUGGAUGAUUAUGCUUUGAAUACGGAGUAUAGGAAUGAUCUUGGGGCUUUGUGGAGGGUUGUUGUUCGGGAGAAGGGUGGUGGUGGGCUUGGGUUGGAGAAGUUGGAGAUCUUCCCUACGCGAGUUGAGCGGUUUCAGGCUCGUUUGUUGGAUUCUGGAGAUGCGGAUCAUGGAUGGGUUAGUCAUAAGAUCCGCGAGCUCAGUGCGAAUUUGGGGACGGCUGUUAAUGCGGAGCUUGGGAGGGAAGGGGAGGUCGUUGUUGAGCUGUCUGGAGAAUAG
This is a messenger RNA of Penicillium roqueforti, 1128 nucleotides long. Its product is annotated as CapA family protein. NCBI's taxonomy places the organism in Eukaryota, Fungi, Ascomycota, Eurotiomycetes, Eurotiales, Aspergillaceae. The transcript has a single exon. Bases 1 to 1128 code for a protein of 375 amino acids. The record is from RefSeq and is a predicted model, not a curated record.